CAGCUUACUGUGUAACAGGAGCCUGAAUCAAGAGUGUAUUUCACCAUGGAGGGUUCUGGAUGAUAAGGAGAGGAAGGCUGCUCACAGAUAAUCAAACUGAGGAAGCUACUAGAAAAAAAAAGUGUAUGAGUGGAAGAGAGAGUUUGCAGGAGGCAGUGAAGCAGGGCACAGGGCCUGCAGUGAAUGGGGGAGUGGUUAGCGGUGCUUUCUGCAUGUAUAUAUGGCAGAGUCUGACAGAGCAGAUCCUGUUAGAGCGUGAGCCUUAGAGAAAGGAGGACUGACCUUUCAGACUCGUUACCUGUGAAUGACUUCCUGAACAACACAUCAGCCAAACUGCGGGUUUCUGCUGGAUUAUAAACUCAAGAUUUCUGUUUCACUAACAGAUUGAUGAUGGGUCCUAUUGUUUUGACUGCGUUGGUGCUGCUCCUGGUUGCGCAGGAAGGUACCGCAGACAGAAUCCAAAACAGAAGAACCAAAAGGGAGCUGGCCAGUCCUCUGCAUGCUGGCGGCAUCAGGGACCCAUACGGCUCCUACUGCCACAGGCGAGGAGGCUGCUGCCCCGGCAGAGACGACCUGUGCACCGUGCCCUACCUGGAUACCAUCUGCUACUGUGAUUUGUUCUGCAACCGAACCGUCUCCGACUGCUGCCCGGACUUCUGGAAUCGCUGUCUGGGUGUCCCGCCACCUUUCAUUGAUAUCUGUGAAAGAAAUGGAAACAAGUUUUAUACAGGGCAAACAUACAAAGAAAACUGCAAUUUAUGCACAUGUGGGUCCUCUGGACGCUGGGAGUGUGAGCAGAAUGCUUGCCUUAUUGAGCCUGACGUCAUCAACGCCGUCAACCGAGGAAACUACGGAUGGAAAGCUGCAAACUACAGUCAGUUAUAUGGCUUAACUUUGGAUGAAGGCAUCCGAUUCAGACUGGGCACAAAGAGACCUUCCAGCACUAUUAUGAACAUGAAUGAGAUUCAGAUGAACAUGGACCCUCAGAAUGAUCAUCUACCGCUCCACUUCAACUCACUGGAGAAGUGGCCCGGGAAAAUUCACGAACCGCUGGAUCAGGGCAACUGUGCCGCCUCAUGGGCCUUUUCAACUGCAGCUGUGGCAUCAGACCGAAUCUCCAUUCAGUCCAUGGGUCACAUGACUCCUCAGCUGUCGCCCCAAAAUCUUAUCUCCUGUGACACACGCAACCAAGGAGGCUGCGCAGGAGGCCGAGUAGACGGAGCCUGGUGGUUCCUCCGGCGUCGUGGAGUUGUGACAGAUAACUGUUACCCAUACCAACCUCCGCAACAAACCCCAGCAGAGGUGGGGCGUUGCAUGAUGCAGAGUCGCUCAGUGGGGCGAGGCAAGAGGCAAGCCACACAGCGUUGCCCCAACUCACAGAACUACCACAAUGACAUCUACCAGUCCACGCCGCCCUACAGGCUCUCAUCCAACGAAAAGGAGAUUAUGAAGGAGAUCAUGGAUAAUGGUCCUGUGCAAGCUAUUAUGGAGGUCCAUGAGGACUUCUUUGCCUACAAGAGUGGGAUCUACAAACACACUGAUGUCAGCUUUGCCAAACCGCCACAGUACCGCAAACAUGGCACGCACUCGGUCAGGAUCCUUGGGUGGGGAGAAGACAGAGACUAUAACGGGACACCAAGAAAAUACUGGAUUGCUGCCAACUCCUGGGGAAAGAACUGGGGCGAGAACGGCUACUUCCGCAUCGUUCGGGGAGAAAAUGAGUGCGAGAUCGAAGCAUUUGUGAUCGGCGUCUGGGGCAGAAUCACUAUGGAGGACAUGCAGAAUCACCACCAUCGCCGCAGACACAUUUAAAAGAAGACUUUUGUGAUUUUGAAACCCCCCACUGUGACUUUGCUUUUUUUGCUCUGCAGUGGAGAACGCCACUGUGUCCCUUUAUCGAACAAACUGUCUGGGAGGGCCACAAAGCUAAAAUCUUGCUUUACAGUGGGGGCGUCUAUGCAAACACUGUUAAUUCACUUCUUCAUUAGAACAAACUGCCCAACGUUCUCUGUAGCUCAAGAUUAAUGUCACCAAAAAUAUAUAUACAUAUAUGUUUGAAGCAUCUUGAUUUUGCCUUGCAGUCUCACACCUCCAAAGACAACAGAUCCAGAAAAGUCCUGGCAUCUGUUGGACCAAGCUCAUUUCAGAGACGAUCUCAGAUGAAGAAGUUCAAUUCGCUCCUUUUAUCCUUCAGUCUCUGCUUGCUCUAAAUCUAUAAUCCAGAGAAACCGGACACUGCAUGCAGAGCUGGACGAAGUGGAAAUCUGAGAGGCAGAUUAUCAGGCAUCAGUCCCUGUGAGAAGGAGACUCCCCUGUUAAGCGAUGCAACCUGAUAAUAUAUCAUAGACGACCUGAUGAUAUUAACCUGUCAGUCAUACAAAAGGCAAGGUUUUACCCUUUUCUUUGAAUUACAGGGGACACUUCUCAGGCUUCUCACAGUUUCCAAAAAAUAAAGAAAUCAAGACAACAGGAGUUUAAGGUCAUCUCCUAUUUUAAAAUUGUUCAACAUGUCUAUGUGCUUGUGAAAGAAGAAACACUUCUAAGUGACAUGACCAUAUUAGGGAAACACCUGGUUGCUUUAGCUCUAAUGUAAACCUAAAUGCAGCAAUUCAUUUAGAAAUUAAAGCAACAAUUCUCGAUCCUCACAGUGAAAAGACUGCAGACUGUAAUGCCUUAAUGAGACAGAGGCAAAUCUGAAACAAGUGUCAUUGUCUUAAUUUACUUGAUUCUCUGUACGCUGUUACAGUUUAUGUUCAAGAUGUUAUUUUUUUGUUGCAGUUGUACAUUAAAGUUAUAUUUUAUAUAUGUGUUUUAAGACCAACUGUGUAAAAAAUCCUCACAUUUCACUUCUGUUUCUUUCCUUUAAAGCUGUUGUGCUUUUGCUACAAACAUUUGGAUCACAUGGCAAAACUGCUGCUAACGUUCCCUCUCUGCCACAGUAUUCGUCUGGAAAUGUUCUAUGUUUUAUUCAGUGCCACGCAAGUAUUCACAAAACUUUUUACCAUUUUUUUUCUUGUCAAUAUAUUUUAACAUUUUAUGUGAAAGUCCAACACAAACCAGAGCAUAAUUGUGAAGUAGAAGAACAAGAAUAUCUGGAUUUCUGGAGUGCGUCUUGGCUCAGAUUCUCAAUUGACUUUAGUAUUGGGCUUUGACUAGACCAUUGUGACACAUUAAUUAGUUUUGAUUAAAACAAUUCCCUUGUAGCUCGAACUGUGUAUUUAGGACGGUUGUUCUCGAAGGGGAACCUCAAUGACGGUUUCAAAUCUGUCCUGCUUCCUCCAGUUUCCAUGCUUCUGCUGAAGAAAAGCAUCUCUGCAGUAUGAUACUGCCACCACCAUGCUUUACAGUGGCAACAAAUAUCCACUUUGAUGGAAAAGUGAAGUUCUGGUCUCCUCUGACCGGAGCAUUUUCUUCCACUCUUUACGCGGCUUCUGGAAAACAGGAAUUGUUACAGUUUUCCCUCAGUGGUUUCAAUGUUCCCACUCUUCCAUACAAGCCAGACUCCAAUGGUGAGAAAUCCUUUUCAUUUUUUUUUUUUGAUAGAGGAUUAAACAACGCUCUGUAAGAUGUUCAGAGAAUAUUAUUUUAUUAUUUUAACUCAUUUUUCAACUUCUCCACAUCUUCCUCGCUGGCGUGUUCCUUGGUCUCAAUGAUGCUGUUUGUUUACUAAUGAACAUCUGAUGUUUUCACAGAACAGUUUAGAUUUAUACUGAAAUUGAGUAACACUCAGGUGGACUCCAUUUCAUCAAAUGACUCCUGCAGUUAAUUAGUCAUGCUUUAUUUUAUUCAUGGGUAUCAAAGUAAGGAGGGGUGAAACAUAAAUGUUUCUUCCACCACAUAAUUAUGCAUUGAUCUGUCAAAAUCCCAACAGAAUUUAGGUUUGUGGUUAUAAUGUAGAAAAACAGUGACAAGGUUCAAGGGGUUUGAAUGUUUCACUGUAUGUAAAACUACUUCAACAAAAAGCAGAUUAAAGUCACACCGGCCUUUCUUUUUUUAAUCUUUUAAAUGUUCCUUUAUCUUUAUUUCUUCUUUAUUCGGCUUCACCAGACUUGAAAAGGAAAGCUCAGUUAGUUAUUAACUUGUUUCUUAGAUUACAUCCUGGGCCAGCUUCAGCUUUGUCUUCAAAAGAUAUUUCUCUCUCAUCAUGUCUUGUGAUCUUUAAGGUCUUUCCGUCUUUGCUUCAGGCAUGAAUGGGCAGAAAGAUGUAAAAGCACAGAGAAACGUCUGGAUGGACAAGCAAUGUGUAAUGCAGCGCAAAAUGGAGGGAUUACUAAUAGGACGGUUGCCUGUCUUUUCCUGAAUCUGUGUGUUUGUGUUGAAAAGAGCAAAGUCAGAAACAGAUUAAAAGCUGCUAAAACAUCUCUGAAAAAGCUUCGGCCUUACACUUAGUGAAACUUCUUUACGCUCUUCACACUAUUAAAAAAAAGUUGUUUCAAAAGAUGAACUGAUAUGAAAGUAGAAAAACUCAAGAAAUUAGGAUUUGACCAAAACUGGAAAAAUAAAAUCUCCACAGCUUUUUCCAGAUAUAAUUUAUAAUAAAUAUUGAGGGAAAAAAAUCUCCUCUCCUUUCCUUAUGCUUGUUUUAUUGCUGAUUUCCUUUUUUUUUUUUCCUCCUAAAUGUUGUCCAUAGCUGCAUCCCAUCACUUGUAGAAUCCCUUGGUAGCUUCAACGGACGUACACCAUAAAGUUGGACAUUUGGAGUGAAAUAAUCCAUAUCUGUCUCAUUUGUGUGUUGGCUUUAUUUAUGGCGAGAUGUGUAAAUUAUAUUCUUUUAUUUGUGCAAUGCUUUAACAUCUGUCUUUUGUUCGUUGUGCACUUGGAACAAUCCCAGAUUAGUGUUCAAAUCCUCAAUAAAUGUCUUUCUAAAACCA
Xiphophorus maculatus (southern platyfish) is the source of this 4871-nucleotide messenger RNA. RefSeq names its product tubulointerstitial nephritis antigen like 1 (gene tinagl1). The coding region runs from base 388 to 1812 and encodes 474 amino acids. Lineage: Eukaryota; Metazoa; Chordata; Actinopteri; Cyprinodontiformes; Poeciliidae. Gene Ontology annotation, molecular function: cysteine-type peptidase activity; peptidase inhibitor activity. Gene Ontology annotation, biological process: proteolysis. The transcript has 12 exons. The record is from RefSeq and is a predicted model, not a curated record. Gene Ontology annotation, cellular component: lysosome.